Molecule: messenger RNA, 909 nt
Organism: Talaromyces rugulosus
Lineage: Eukaryota; Fungi; Ascomycota; Eurotiomycetes; Eurotiales; Trichocomaceae
Exons: 1
Coding region: 1-909 (302 amino acids)
Biological process (GO): endonucleolytic cleavage in ITS1 to separate SSU-rRNA from 5.8S rRNA and LSU-rRNA from tricistronic rRNA transcript (SSU-rRNA, 5.8S rRNA, LSU-rRNA); small-subunit processome assembly; endonucleolytic cleavage in 5'-ETS of tricistronic rRNA transcript (SSU-rRNA, 5.8S rRNA, LSU-rRNA)
Cellular component (GO): nucleolus
Molecular function (GO): RNA binding
Source: RefSeq, a predicted model, not a curated record
AUGGCGACGCGAAAAAGAAACGAGUUUUUGGAUUUAGCAGGUAGCGAUGGAGAAGAGAGUGACCGCGGAUACGACUCCGAGGCCAUUGAAGAGUCCAAGGGCAGAUCAUCCAAACGGAGAAGAGUUUUGGACGACGAAGACCAUUCGGAGGACGAAGACGGUGUUGAUAAUGACGCUACAAAUGAACACGCCGAUAGCAGGUUUCACCUAGACAGCGAUGAUGACGACGACGACCUGGGCUCUACAUCAAAACAAACAACAAAAUCAUCACAAAAGCCAACCAAGAAAAAGAAAAAGGACAAGACGGGCGUGAUUUAUUUCUCCUCAUUGCCACCAUACCUAAAACCAUUCGCGCUCAAGACGCUCCUCCUCCAGCGCGGCUUCGGGCCGAUCAACAGAGUCUUUCUGACCCCAGCUGUCGCCUCGACAAGCGGCGCUGGUAGCCGGCGCAGCAACAAACGCAAAAUGUACUCGGACGGCUGGGUUGAGUUUGAGUCAAAGAAAGUGGCCAAGGUGUGCGCGGAGACGCUCAAUGCGACUACUGUUGGAGGCCGGAGUUGGUACCGCGACGAUGUUUGGAAUAUGAAGUAUCUCAGAGGCUUCCGUUGGGCCGACUUGAUGGAGCAGGUUCAAAUCGAGCGGUCACAGCGUGAAGCGCAGAGGAGAAUUGAGGAUACGCGGUCGCGCAAGGAGGAUAAAGUGUUCCUUUCCGGUGUAGAAAAGGGCAAGGUCAUUGAGGGGAUCAGGAAGAAGCGCGAGGACAAGGCUAAAGCAAACGACACCAUUCCAGAGGAUAUCCAAAUUCGUCGAGUCUUUAGGCAAAACGAGGUGAAACAAAGGGAAGAGAACAAAGCUCUGAAUAACAAGAUGGACGAGGAUGCGAAAAGGGUACUCGGGAAGAUUUUCUAA